Messenger RNA from Camelus dromedarius (Arabian camel), 1867 nucleotides. It is a transcript of the gene ACP4, whose product is annotated as acid phosphatase 4. Bases 1 to 1281 code for a protein of 426 amino acids. Lineage: Eukaryota; Metazoa; Chordata; Mammalia; Artiodactyla; Camelidae. The transcript is spliced from 11 exons. Gene Ontology annotation, cellular component: postsynaptic membrane; lysosome. Gene Ontology annotation, biological process: peptidyl-tyrosine dephosphorylation involved in inactivation of protein kinase activity; negative regulation of ERBB4 signaling pathway; lysosome organization. The record is from RefSeq and is a predicted model, not a curated record. Gene Ontology annotation, molecular function: protein tyrosine phosphatase activity; acid phosphatase activity; receptor tyrosine kinase binding.
AUGGCCGGGCCAGGGUUUCGGGGCCACCCCACAGGACCCCUCCUGCUGCUGCUGCCGCUGCUGCUGCCGCCCCAGGCUCUGUCGGAAGGACCCCUGGUCUUCGUGGCUGUGGUCUUCCGCCAUGGCGACCGGGCCCCGCUGGCCUCUUACCCCACCGACCCGCACAAGGAGGUUGCAUCCACCCUGUGGCCGCGUGGCCUGGGCCAGCUGACCGGGGAGGGGGUCCGCCAGCAGCUGGAGCUGGGCCGCUUCCUGAGGAGCCGCUAUGAGGCCUUUCUGAGCCCCGAAUAUCAGCGGGAGGAGGUGUACAUUCGCAGCACAGACUUUGACCGGACGCUGGAGAGCGCGCAGGCCAACCUCGCGGGGCUGUUCCCUGAGGCCGCCCCAGGGCGCUCGGAGGCCACCUGGAAGCCCAUCCCUGUGCACACGGUGCCGGUUGCUGAGGACAAGCUGCUAAGGUUCCCCAUGCGCAGCUGUCCCCGAUACCAUGAACUACUGAGGGAGGCCACUGAGGCCACCGAGUACCAGACCGCCCUAGAGGGCUGGACGGACUUCUUGACCCGCCUGGAGAACUUCACCGGGCUAUCGCUGGUUGGGGAGCCGCUACGCAGGGCGUGGAAGGUUCUGGACACUCUGAUUUGCCAGCAAGCCCAUGGUCUUCCCCUUCCAUCCUGGGCCUCCCCAGAUGUCCUGCAGACGCUAGCCCGGAUCUCAGCUUUGGAUAUUGGGGCCCACGUGGGCCCACCCCGGGCAGCAGAGAAGGCCCAGCUGACUGGGGGAGUCCUGCUGGAUGCCAUCCUUGCCAACUUCUCACGAGUCCAGCGCUUGGGGCUGCCACUCAAGAUGGUGAUGUAUUCAGCUCACGACAGCACUCUGCUGGCCCUCCAGGGGGCCCUGGGUCUCUAUGACGGGCACACACCCCCUUAUGCUGCCUGCCUCGGCUUUGAGUUCCGGAAGCGCCUCGGGGACCCGGAGGACGACGCAGGGAAUGCCACCGUCUCCCUUUUCUACCGAAACGACUCUGCUGGCCUGCCCUUGACCCUCAGCCUCCCCGGGUGCCCAGCCCCCUGCCCACUAGGCCGUUUCCGCCAGCUGACAGCCCCUGCCCGGCCCCCGGCUAAGGGGAUCCCCUGCCAUGGCUCCCAGAAGCCUGCCACUCCUGCAGCCACCACAGUGCCCCUGCUGGCUGGGGCUGUGGCCGUGCUGGCAGCACUCAGCGUGGGGCUGGGUCUGCUGGCCUGGAGACCAGGCUGCCUGCGGGCCUGGGGGGGCCCCGUGUGAGCCAGAUCGGGCACCACCCCUUCCCCACAACACACACUGGAUCCCAACACAUCUGUUCGUCACCUGCUGCCCUGGCUUCUGUGACUUACUGUGUGCGUCGGGGGAAGGCAGGGAGGGCUGCCUGGCCUGGAAGCCACAGGCAGUUGAGUGUGUGCAUGUUGUGACACACGUGCAUGUACAUAUACGUGUGCGCUCCUGCACUGCUGUGCAGUGUUUCCACACACACAUUUGCACAUCCGUACACGCACACUGGUACCUGUUUAAGCCUGCCUGCCUGGGGAGUUGCGUGACGGUCACAGGACCCCAGGAAUGCCCUCUGCACUUCCGGGUCCUGGGGGAGCCUCUUGUUUAUAGAUACACAGAAGACCCAAAGAAAGUUCUAGUUGAUUCCUCUACCCUACUGCUUUGAGCAGCCCUUCCCUCAGCAGACUGCUGGGAUGGCUAAGGAGAUGGGGACACCACUGGGGGUGCUGUCCAUCUGUGCCUGGGGACCCUGGCCUCACUGGGGGAUGGCUCUCCUUCCAGCUCCACACCAGAACCCAGCCAAACACCACAGCUCACACACAGGGACAUGCGAGGUGUUUAA